AUGAAUUUUCUUGGGAGGACUGCCAGAACUGUUGGAGCGUUAGGGAUCAGGGGAUUGGCGCGCUCAUAUGCAACGGAGUCCACAGGAGCAUCAGAUAAGCUGCGUCUGAGCUUUACCGUACCUCAUGAGAUACUCUACGAUGGUGCUGAAGUCCAACAGGUCAAUCUCUCCUCCACUGCCGGUGAUAUGGGUAUAUUGGCUAACCAUCUUGCUACGAUCCAACAACUGAAACCAGGUGUUGUGGAAGUUGUAGAAAACCCUACUACAACAAAGAAGUUUUUCGGUAACAGUGAAUUGAGGGGGAGGGGCGGAGGUUUAGCGUGUGAAAUUGGCAAUACGGGAGAGGAGACGAUACAAUUACCUAAAUCUAAUCUUGGUCUAUUUUCUUCAUUUCCAGUUAGUGGUGGUUUUGCGACGGUAAAUUCCGACUCCUCUUUAAACAUCAAUGCAGUCGAGGCUUUUUCACUCGAACAUUUUUCUAUCGAAGCCAUACGUGCUAAUCUAGCCGAAGCUCAGCGUCUAUCUGCUAGUAGUACGACUGAAGCAGAACGCGCUGCUGCAAAGGUUGAAUCUGAGGUCCUUGAAGCUUUGCAGACUGCCCUUGGAAAGAGUUGA
Paraglomus brasilianum is the source of this 615-nucleotide messenger RNA. The record is from the annotation of a GenBank genome assembly. NCBI's taxonomy places the organism in Eukaryota, Fungi, Glomeromycota, Glomeromycetes, Paraglomerales, Paraglomeraceae.